Peniophora sp. CBMAI 1063 is the source of this 1542-nucleotide messenger RNA. The record is from the annotation of a GenBank genome assembly. NCBI's taxonomy places the organism in Eukaryota, Fungi, Basidiomycota, Agaricomycetes, Russulales, Peniophoraceae.
AUGAACUCUGGCACAUCAAGUGGAGGGCUGAAGGGCGCCACGAAAACGAGCGAGGCUAUCAGGUACAACGUCCAGUUGCCGAACUUGUUCAAGUUCGCGUACUACACUCUCACCGAAGAUGUACCGGAUGACAUCCUCGAGCCGGUCAUCUUUGCCCUAAGCAUGUUCAUCCGCGAGAUCGAAGAGGAGUCGGACGAGCAACUUCGUGCGAUCGGACAUCUACUACCUCAUCAGAAAGACAAAGCUACCAUCUUUGCUGUCAAGUACAUUUUGCUCGCGAACGCGCGUAUGAAGAUCUGCAAUCAUCUCAUGAAUCCGAAGGUUAACAGGCCAGAGGAGACGAUUCCUCAUUUGAAGAAGGCUAUCGAGCACGAUGCACAGCGCAUGAAGACGAAGAACGAGCGGGGCAAAGGAUGGGAGGUCAACCCACCUCUCUGGGCCCGCUAUGGCGAUGCACUCUUCCUUACCGGGGAGUACAAGGAAGCUAAGACCGUCUUCGAGCGCGUACUUCAGGGCACGAACGUCCAAGUCGACAACCCAGCCGUCGCAGAGCCCAUCGUGAAAGCGCAUAUGAACUUGGCGUUCAUUCUCCAAGAGCUUGGCGUCGAACCCGAUAAGCAGAAAGAGCACACCGACUGGGCGACGAACUUCAUCCGCAAGCACCUCACGGCUCUAACAAAAGACGUCCUCGAGCUCUUCCUCCUGCCCUCAUCUGGGCGUUCUCAUCCUGUCUUCAAAGCUCUAGGCGGCCGAACGUGGUUAGAUAAACUCGAGACACGGAAACGUGUGCCGUUGAAGGAGGACGAGAGACGGUCGAAGAUCUGUAGGCAGUGCGGGAUCAGGGAUAUGCAGAAGGAUCUGUUCAGGUGUUCGAAGUGCCAACACAUCUACUACUGCUCGAAAGAGUGUCAGAAGGCGAACUGGAAGCUGCACAAGGAGAUGUGCAACGACAUGUACAAGUCCAGGAUGCGCACUGAGAAGCUCAAAGCCGAAGACCCGUCCGGACUGAAGGCCAAGAGACAUGAAGAUUGGAUCGCGUGGCGGAACGCGCCGAAGUCCGAGUUCAUGUUCGCAGAAGCACACGCCCUCGGUCUCCACCGUGACCCUUCCCGCUCACGAACGCACAUCAUGGUCCACUUCUGCGAAUACACCCCUUCUGUCUCGAACGAUCUGCGCUACAAGUUCCGCUGCGCACACAGCGGCGUGUUCAAAGUAUCAGAGAUCGCGCCAGCCAUCGAGGCAAUCAUGGGCCUUGACCCCGGAGAGGCGCCAUCGUUCGUAGAUGAGGCGUGGAUGGAGGCCAAUCUGUCGAGCGGGACGGCUGAGCUUGCGCCUGGCACGUUCCUGCCGAUCAUGGAGCUGCUUAUGGGAGAUGGGCUGGAGACUUGGUUAGGCACAGGAGGGAUGGCUGCAACGAUGUUGCGCACCAGACCGUACAACCCUGAGUGGCGCAAGGUUCUGAACAAGGGAGAUUCGCCUGAACCCGUCCGCUUCCGCCCGCCAUUCGACAAGUUCAAGGAUGCCGAAUACGUCUUUGAUUGA